Molecule: messenger RNA, 1236 nt
Organism: Acytostelium subglobosum LB1
Lineage: Eukaryota; Evosea; Eumycetozoa; Acytosteliales; Acytosteliaceae
Exons: 2
Coding region: 1-1236 (411 amino acids)
Biological process (GO): intracellular signal transduction; protein homooligomerization
Molecular function (GO): protein binding
Source: RefSeq, a predicted model, not a curated record
AUGAUCGGAGCAGCAAUGAGCGAUCCAAGUAGUAGGAAAAGAGUUACCGUCUUUCAGAAUGGAAAGAAGACGGGAGGCAAGGCUGUUAGUAUACCAAAGAAGUGGGGUGAGUUCUUAAAGUUGGUAUCAAAGAAGUUGUUGCUGCCUGUGACUAGGAUCUUCAACGAGGACGGUGGCGAAAUAGAUGAUGUGGAACUGCUCGUACCAAAGGAGAUACUGUACGCAUCAUGUGGCGAAGCAUUCAUCACACCAGGCACACUGAAGGACUUCAUGGUCGGUGGCGGCGUGGCCACCAACAACAACAAUCAUGGCGUGCCAUUCCUCUAUAAUGAGGCCGGUGGCAGAUGUGGCGGCUACGAUGGCAGCGAAUGGGUCACGAUCAAUGUGGGCGGACGCAUCUUCUCCACCACGCGCUCCACUCUUAUCAAGGACCGCGAGAGCAUGCUCGCCAAGAUGUUUGGCGAGAACUGGGAGUCAACACGCGAUUCCAAUGGCAGCUAUCUUAUCGAUCGUUCACCCGAGUACUUUGCACCAAUACUGAACUAUCUGCGAUGUGGCAACAUAAUCAUUGACGAUGGCGUCAACAUCGAGGGCGUCUAUCUUGAGGCGCGCUUCUUCAACAUCAGCGGCAUGACCGACAAGCUGGCGCUGCUGGUCGAUCGCAAGAACCGCACCGAUGUCUUCACUCGAAAGGAUGUCAUCUCCAUCCUGCUGACGUCGUCGUCCAACUCCAGUCUGCGAUGCCAGGGUCUGAACCUGUCUGGCGUCGAUCUCUCCAAACUGGACCUCAGGAACAUCAACUUCAAGAUGACCAACUUCCGCGAGACCAAUCUCUCCAAGUGUAAUCUAGACAAUGCCCUACUACAAGAGGCCGACCUCUCCUUUGCCAAUCUCUGUGGGGCAAGCCUUCGUGGUGCCAACCUCUCAGGUGCCAACCUGGAGAACUGUAUAUUAAGGGGAACGAAUUUCGAAGAUAGAGGUGGACAGAGAGCAACAUUGGAGAGCUGCAACUUUAAGAAUGCAACGUUGGAGGAGGCUAACUUUAGUGGAGCCAAUCUGAGAGUGGCUAACUUUAAGGGUGCCAACUUGGAGAACUGUAACUUCCGUGGAGCGGAUCUUGCCGGUGCCAACCUGGAGGAUACCAAUCUGCGCGGUGCCAACCUGCACAAGGCCAACCUGAUCGGUGUCAAUCUGCGAGGAGCUAACUUUGACAUCAGGACAGUCAGUUCCAGGUAG